Molecule: messenger RNA, 487 nt
Organism: Suricata suricatta (meerkat)
Lineage: Eukaryota; Metazoa; Chordata; Mammalia; Carnivora; Herpestidae
Gene: GNG8
Product: G protein subunit gamma 8
Exons: 3
Coding region: 205-417 (70 amino acids)
Biological process (GO): G protein-coupled receptor signaling pathway
Cellular component (GO): heterotrimeric G-protein complex
Molecular function (GO): G-protein beta-subunit binding
Source: RefSeq, a predicted model, not a curated record
GGAGCCGCCGCUAAUUGGCCUGGGGAGGGCCCCCCUCCUGGCUCAUGCUCUGUCCCCGGGGGCUGAGGACACCUGGAUCCUGACCCAGCACCUGUGGCCCUGCUCUUAGGCCCCUCCCUCCACCUGCCGGGCAGCCUCCACCGCUGCACUUCCCUCCGGCCGUCCCUCGCCCCUCUUUGUCCUUCCCUCCAUCUGCCCCCAGCCAUGUCCAACAACAUGGCCAAGAUCGCGGAGGCCCGCAAGACGGUGGAACAGCUGAAGCUGGAGGUGAACAUCGACCGCAUGAAGGUGUCGCAGGCGGCGGCCGAGCUCCUGGCCUUCUGCGAGACGCACGCCAAAGAUGACCCGCUGGUGACGCCGGUCCCCGCCGCCGAGAACCCCUUCCGCGACAAGCGCCUCUUUUGCGUCCUGCUCUGAGUCUUUGCGACAGCUUAUCCCGCUCCCUUGCCAAAAUGUGAAUCCAAUAAACGGGGUGACCGUGGUGGUA